Solea solea (common sole) is the source of this 2542-nucleotide messenger RNA. It is a transcript of the gene slc6a1b, whose product is annotated as solute carrier family 6 member 1b. Bases 406 to 2220 code for a protein of 604 amino acids. NCBI's taxonomy places the organism in Eukaryota, Metazoa, Chordata, Actinopteri, Pleuronectiformes, Soleidae. The transcript has 15 exons. Gene Ontology annotation, cellular component: axon; cell surface; plasma membrane. The record is from RefSeq and is a predicted model, not a curated record. Gene Ontology annotation, molecular function: gamma-aminobutyric acid:sodium:chloride symporter activity. Gene Ontology annotation, biological process: neurotransmitter transport; sodium ion transmembrane transport.
CUCUUUCAGCACCACUCCUUUAAGGACAGCACCUCGCAGUCAAAGACGCAUUUUGUCCACACCAUCCUCUCGCCUCAGGAUCAUAUGUCUCUGGCUCUGCUUUCGUCGGAUUGAAAGUUUUCACACCGCUUUUCAUCUGUGAAAGUGCGGGGAGGAAACUUAUUAAAUUCGGAUUCCCCGUUUGGAAACACAUCCGGAAAGGAAAAGGAUUGUAUUGGUCGCUGGAUCGCCACUAAGGUGCCUCCGCUUCUGUCCCUAACUACUGCCACUGCCCCGAUUAUUCGUCUCCGCUCGGCAGCUGUCUGGGCGCUGGGUGAACAGGACGAAGAAGCUACUGCUUGUCUGGACCGGUGCUGAAACCCCCUCGCCUCCACUGGUCAGGACUAUCGGACACGCACAUUGAUCAUGGCCACCAACGGGACCAAAGCCUCGGACGGACUCGUCUUAACGGAGACGGUGAAUGACGCGCCCACCAACACGCCAAACGACAAACCCAAAACCUUGGUGGUGAAAGUGCAGAAGAAAAAGGAGAUACCGGAGAGGGAAACGUGGGCUGGGAGAUUUGACUUUCUUCUCUCGUGUGUCGGAUACGCAAUCGGACUCGGGAAUGUCUGGAGAUUUCCUUAUUUAUGUGGAAAAAACGGAGGAGGGGCCUUCUUGAUUCCUUACUUUUUGACCCUCAUAUUUGCUGGCAUGCCUCUGUUCUUACUGGAGACGGCUCUUGGUCAGUACACUUCUAUUGGAGGGCUUGGAGUGUGGAAACUGGCUCCCAUGUUCAAAGGUGUGGGUCUGGCUGCUGCUGUUCUGUCCUUCUGGCUCAAUAUCUAUUACAUUGUAAUCAUUUCCUGGGCUAUUUACUAUCUGUAUAAUUCCUUCACUGCUGACCUGCCAUGGCAGACUUGUGGAAAUCCCUGGAACACUGAGCGCUGCUUUACCAACUACAGCAUUGCAGACAGCAGGAACUUAACCAGCGCUGUGGUGGAGUUCUGGGAACGCAACAUGCACCAGAUGACCGAUGGUUUGGAGAAGCCUGGGGAGGUCAGGGUCCCAUUGGCUAUCACACUCGCCAUUGCAUGGGUGCUCGUCUAUUUCUGUAUCUGGAAGGGGGUCAGCUGGACUGGGAAAGUGGUGUACUUCUCAGCCACAUACCCUUACUUCAUGCUGUUUAUCCUGUUUUGCCGUGGAAUCACUCUACCGGGUGCAAUGGAUGGGGUCCUCUUCUAUAUCACACCAGAUUUUAACAAACUGAAGGAGUCUGAGGUGUGGCUGGACGCUGCCACUCAGAUCUUCUUCUCCUAUGGGCUGGGAUUAGGCUCUCUGAUCGCACUUGGAAGCUACAAUCCCUUCCACAACAACGUGUACAGAGAUUCUGUCAUUGUGUGCUGCAUCAACUCCUUCACCAGCAUGUUCGCUGGCUUUGUCAUCUUCUCUAUCGUGGGAUUCAUGGCCAAUGUGACAAAGAGGCCUAUCGCUGAUGUGGCAGCCUCAGGGCCUGGCCUGGCAUUUUUGGCUUAUCCUGAGGCCGUCACCCAGCUGCCCAUCUCUCCCCUCUGGGCCAUUCUCUUUUUCUCCAUGCUGCUCAUGCUGGGAAUUGACAGCCAGUUCUGCACUGUUGAAGGCUUCAUCACUGCACUGGUUGACGAAUUCCCUCACGUUCUCCGAAAACGCAGAGAGAUCUUCAUCGCGGUUGUCUGCCUUAUUUCUUACAUUAUUGGACUGUCCAACAUCACACAGGGUGGACUGUACGUAUUCAAGCUAUUUGACUAUUACUCAGCCAGUGGAAUGUGCUUGCUCUUCCUCGUCUUCUUUGAGUGCAUCUCAAUUUCAUGGUUCUAUGGUGUGGACAAAUUCUAUGACAACAUUGAGGAAAUGGUUGGCUUUAGGCCCUGUCGGUGGUGGAAGGCCUGCUGGGUCGUGUUCACUCCACUCAUUGUGGCUGGAGUCUUCUUGUUUAGUGCAGUCCAGAUGGUUCCACUCACCUUGGGUGAUUAUGUGUUCCCUGCCUGGGGUCAGGGUGUGGGCUGGUGCAUGGCCCUUUCCUCCAUGAUGCUCAUCCCAGGCUACAUGGGCUACAUGUUCCUCACACUCAAAGGCACAUACAAAGAGCGUCUGCGGUUGAUGAUCAAGCCUGUGGUCAUUGUGAAGACUCAGGAAAAUGGCCCGGACCAGCAGACAGAAAACCACAGUCAGAACCCAGCUAAUGAGGAAGCCUACAUCUAGAAACCUUUGCCUUUCCCUGUGUCAACAGCCAGACUGGCAUUCUACUACAGAAAAGUGUAAUCAAGGUUGGGAACGACCACCAGACGUCCAUGUCUGCUUUUAUUCACCUACCUCCUGGGGACACGUGAGACCAACCUGAUUACACAGUUAUUUUUAGGGGAUUUUCUGUUUGUUUAUUUGUAUAAUACAGAAUUAUGGAACUUAAAAGGAAAAACAAACUAUCCAGCAAAGUUGUUGUGAUAUUAUGAAUUUCAUUAUGCAAAAAAAAGUUAGUCAGACAGAGACAUAACGUAGGACAUUACUCUCUCUUGAAUAUAUAUAA